Chelmon rostratus (copperband butterflyfish) is the source of this 2226-nucleotide messenger RNA. RefSeq names its product tectonic-3-like. Gene Ontology annotation, biological process: cilium assembly; smoothened signaling pathway. Lineage: Eukaryota; Metazoa; Chordata; Actinopteri; Chaetodontiformes; Chaetodontidae. The record is from RefSeq and is a predicted model, not a curated record. The transcript has 14 exons. Bases 218 to 2032 code for a protein of 604 amino acids.
GCAUAUUUAGCGAAAUUCAUCCGAGGAAAACGCUUUUCUGAAUUGCUUAUUCAGUUUUAACGUUGUGUUUUUUAUCGGAUUUAUUCACGGCUCUUAAGUUAUAAUGAGCGAGUUUAACGAGAUAAUUCCGGCUAACUACAAAGUUAACACUAGCUAUGUAGUAUAACGGUUAGCUAGCUAGACUUCGCACUGUUGACAGCGCCAUGUCCCUGGCGAAAUGAAUUUCCGUCAGUGGUGUCGUUCAGUUCCGAUAUUUAUCGUCUUGUGUGGACGUUUGGCAAACGCAGCAACAGAAUCGGGGGUUACUUCAACUGAUAAUAUCAGCCCUACAAAUGGGGAGCCUUUCAGCUCGGCGACCCCUGCUCCGGGCGGUACAGCGGCCUUGGACUCGGCCACUGUCGGCACCGCUGAGGCGGUCACUCUGGACUCCGUUAUCACGACGCUGAGUGUGUCUGAAGCUCCCACUGUGGUCAGUGAAGCGCCCUCUGCAACCACCGCUCAACCUGUGCUGACUUCACAGGGUUGUCUCUGUGAUUUAACCCCUGAUUUCUGUGACAUUGCCUGCUGUUGUGACACAGUUGAUUGUGGCAUUGCGAACUUGAGCACAGUCUUCACCGGAUGUCAACAGAAAGCCAUAUCAGGAGUUUGCAUUGAGAAAUGGCUGAUGUUCAGGGCAAACGUGGAGUCCUCUCUUGUCACUGUGACUGACUCCUUGUUUUGUGUCCAGCCUGAAGAUAAUGCAUCCCAGUCCCUCCCAGCUCUACCUCAGUAUCCGGCUUUAGGGGACUCGUACCACUUCUCACCACCAGCACCCACAAGCAGCAGCCAUAGCAGAGAUUUCUACAGGGUGGAUGAUGUCAUCCAGACAUAUUUCUCCAACUCGUCUGUGCGGGGUCUCCUUUGUCAGCCCUCUCCAGGAGCUGCUGCUUCUGCAUUCUGUAUCAACCGCAACCCUGCAAAGUUCUUGAGGUCUGUGUCUCUGUCUUGUACCCGCAUGUUAACUCCUCAGUCAUGCACCACAGACCCAAAUCUCAAUGCUCGCUCCUACUUCUCCGACCUGAGUCUGAUCAAGAUUCCAGUAGUCGAGACGGCGCAAGUGUCAGACUUUCUGAUCCCAGUUACGCCGCUGUCAGACUGGCCUACACCAAGCAAACAAAACAACUCCUGUGUCAAUGUGGUGAAAAAGGUGGAGUUUGUCAUAGGAUACACAGGCAGAGGGGAACUCACGUAUGCAACCGUGAACGUGGUCUUAGCUGACGUGGAUCCAAAUCAGUUGCUGUUGCAGACGCACUCUGUGCAGUUCCAGCUGGCAGCACCCAGCACCACUCCAGGAGGGCCGAUCCCUGCAGUCGGAUUGAGAGCAGGAUCUCCUGUCAUUGGUCGCUUUGAUGGAGAAGUGAAGGCUCUGACCACACUGGGGGUGUCGCAGAGUGGGGAGUGUUCCUCUGAGCCCAGCAGACAGGCCCCCAUCCUCUUCACGCACAAUGCCAUCGCUGGCUGCACAUUCAGUUCCCAAUCUAGUGACUGUUCAGAGCUGCGUUCCCAGGUUUAUGGGAUCUUGCAGGGACUUGCUACUCCUGAUGUGAUCGCCAUGAACUUGGGCUCCCAACCGGACUGGACGAGAGUUAUCACCCAGGAGUGUCCUGUUAGCCCGCAGGAAACAUGUGAAUCAGGCUGCAUCCUCCCCAACUCUCUCUCCAUCCGAGUGCUGUGGGCUCGCCAGGGUCUGUUAGACCUUUCACAGAACUACAUCCUGGGAGCCAAAUACCUUUUCCAGUGUCAAAAUGUCAAAUGUCCUGUGUUGUCCCCUAUCAUCCUAACCACCGAAGUGACGUUUGUCGACACUACAAUUUACCCAGAACCCCCUAGGGGCUCACCUCAGCCUAGCUGGAAGUUUCCAUUUGGUUUCUUCACUAGAGGCACAGCUGAGCUGGACGGGCACAUUGUUGUUAACGGCACUGAGAAGGUCACAUGGAGUUUAAUGCUGUUCACAGUAAUGUUACUAACAGGAUUAGAAUUCUUCACUAGGUAGCUGGUCGCUGACAGUAGAGCAGUUAGGACACCUUUGAAGUUUCAAUUGCUUGUCUAGUCUUAUAUGAAUGAUUUUUUACUAUGUCAUGCUAUUUUGCGAAGCUUUUUUUGUAUAAUAUAAAGAGUUGUCCAUUCAAGUAAAACAUCAAAAUGCUAAAACACCGUAAUUUAUUCUUUUGUACAUUCUCAGGAAUA